Cololabis saira (Pacific saury) is the source of this 1699-nucleotide messenger RNA. RefSeq names its product ntl-dependent gene 5 (gene ntd5). Bases 56 to 1165 code for a protein of 369 amino acids. Gene Ontology annotation, molecular function: peptidase inhibitor activity. The transcript is spliced from 8 exons. Gene Ontology annotation, cellular component: extracellular region. Lineage: Eukaryota; Metazoa; Chordata; Actinopteri; Beloniformes; Belonidae. The record is from RefSeq and is a predicted model, not a curated record.
CCCUCCCUGGAUCUCUCUGCCCCCUCUACCCCCCUUUGUUCACCCUUCCUUAAAAAUGCCUUGUUUGCGAGUCCCUCAGUCAUACCGCCUGACGGCAGCUUUGAGGAUGGACUCUGCGCUGCUGCUGCUGGCCCUGUGGGCUCUGACUGGAACGAUGUACCUUCAGGCUUCAGGGUCGUGUCCGGAGAGACUUCUGGGAGAGGAGAGGAGGAGGACGUGCCCUCGGCCCUGCAAGUCUGAUGGAGACUGUGGCAGCAAACGCCAGUGUUUGUGUGACGGCCAGUGUGGUCUCAGCUGUGUGGCUCCAGGUCGUACUUGUCCCUGGCCUCUUCCUCUCAGUGAAAACUCAGAGUCACGCCUCCUCUCUCCCACUAACUCCUUCUCUGCCCUGCUGGAAGUGCGCUGCAAGCCAGGCUUCAAAUUGCCCAGUGGCCUGGAUGCCACUGUUCGCCGUUGUCAGGGUGACCGACAGUGGAGUGGGGAUGAGCCCAUCUGCACAGAGGUUGAGUCACCUGAGGCCACUGCUGUCCAAGCUUGCCCUCUGACUCCGGAGGUGAUCAACACCUUCAGCAUCCACGGUGACGCUUCAGUCGGGACUUCAAUCCACUACAGCUGCCUGUCUGGGGCAGACAUAAUUGGGAGCAGUGAAAAUUUCUGCCAGGACAAUCAGACCUGGCAGUAUCCUCACCCCAUCUGUAAGGAAAUGUUCUGCCAGCCUCCAAAGGAAGUGGAGGACGGGUAUGUGGUGGCUGUUCAGAAGACUGAGUAUGACGUUGGCUUUGACAUCCAUUACCUGUGCAAAAAGAACUUCCUGUUGGACGGACCCCAGAAGAUCACCUGUCUGCUGAACGGCAGCUGGAGCGACUCGCCGCCACACUGCAGAGCUCGUUGUGUCAUCCCUGCUGAGCGAAGCCGCGUGGUGAUUGGUGGAGUGAAGCGCUGGCCAUUUGAUGUUACGGAUGCCAUCGUCCCCCACGGGGAAACUGUGACAUUCUACUGCAAACAUCCUCGGAAGCAGUGCAGCUUCACUGCAUCCGAGACCUGCUAUGAUGGAAGGCUGCAGACGCCGGCCUGUUACCUCGAGCCCACGUGGUUACAGUUCAAACUCUUUCCUCAUCGGCUGGUAUCGGAAAUUGAAGCGUGUGAGUCUGGUGAUGUGGAGUGAUGACCUUAACCCACGCAACCCGUCCUGACGCACACCAACUCCACACCAUGCUACCGUGACCCCUCUCGCAGCUGUGCCAGAACAUUACUGUGUUAUGAUUCUGAUCUUCUGGUCGUAUGUUUUUCAGAGAUAUCGUGAAUAAGCCUGUCUUCUGCCUCGAGGCCUUGUGAGUCAGAACAAUGUUCUUGGCGUUCGUCUCCUUGUCCUCAACGCUAUAAAAAGCAGGCAUAGUUAUAAUAUCUAAACUACUCAAGUAUUACUUUGAUCCUCCUCCAGCUUGAGCCCCUGCAGACCGUAGAAGCUACCGUACUCUAGGCCUUCAUCGUGAUGUAAAGUCCUUUAGAACCUGCUAUACUCAACCUAUUACGCUUGUGGUGAUGUAGCCUACUCAUGGGGUAAAAAUCCCUGAUUUGUCUGUGUGUUAUUUCACUGGAUGAUCUUACUUUCCCAGUGUUGAGCUCGACGCAUCAAGUCUUGAGGCUUGUAAGUUUUUAUGAUGUAAGUGAUUUGAAAUAAAACGAUAUGAAAAUGAAA